Molecule: messenger RNA, 2181 nt
Organism: Patiria miniata (bat star)
Lineage: Eukaryota; Metazoa; Echinodermata; Asteroidea; Valvatida; Asterinidae
Product: extensin-like
Exons: 5
Coding region: 126-776 (216 amino acids)
Source: RefSeq, a predicted model, not a curated record
CUAUUGUGUUUUGGCUUUUAUGUGUAUCAGUAUCAGUGACGUCUAGUCUGCAGCAAGACAGUUUCCUCGACGACAGUUUUCUCAUAUUUUGUGAUUUUGAUUUUACUGAGUGACAAGAAGUCAUCAUGUAUGGGCAUGGAUGCGGUGGAGCGGCGCAAAGACAUGCUAGGCGCGAAGCCCAUGCUGAAAUGCGUGAAGCCCACCUACAGACUAAAGCUGUACAUGCUGCCAUGCACGGAAACGUCGCCCGUGCCAGUGUGCUCCAGAUGAAAGCUAACAUGGCCCAUCAAACUGCCGAGCGUGAACACCAUAUGGCCAACACCUUCGGUCAUCAUCAUCAUCAUCAUCAUCGUCACAGCCCUGUUCCUUCCUGUAGCCCUUGCGUUCCCUCACCUUUCUUGCCAGGCCUAGGUUCUACAGUGGUGGUCCAUCACGUGAAUCCCACUCCUCCUGUGAACUACCCGCUUGGCACUGUUGCCCCACCGCCAGCUCAGCCACCACCAGCUUAUCAACCUGCUGGCAACCCAUACACAGCUGCUCCUACCUACCCAGCUGCUCCUGCAUACCCAGCUACUCCUGCAUACCCAGCAGCACCCAGUUACCCAGCAGCACCCAGUUACCCAGCAGCACCCACCGGGUACGCAGCUCCACCCAGUUACCCAGCACAGCCAGCAUACCCAGCUCAGCCAGCAUACCCAGCUCAGCCAGCUUACCCAGCUACGCCGGCUGCCCCUGCUUACCCAGGACCCGCUGCAUACCCAAACCCCUACCAGUAAAGUUAGUAGCCCAGUACCAGUGAGUAGAUUACACAGGGUAUCCAGCUCCACCCAGUAACACAACUCGGCCUGUAUACCCUGCUGUGCCGGCUGCCUGCAUACCCAGGACCCACUGUGUACCCAAACCCCUACAUAGUAGCCCAGUGCCAGCGAUGAAAUGUCAUUUACCCACUCAUGCAGUGGCACCCACUUGGUACCCAGAUUCACCCAGUAACACAGCUCAGCCCUUGUUACCUUGCUGUGCCGGCUGCCUGUAUACCCAAGCCUGUUCAUGAAGUAGCCCAAUGCAUUCAGUUACAUUCACCCACUUUAUACCCAGUGGCACCCAUCAGGUACCUAGUAAUCCAGUAACCCAGCACAGCCACCAUACUCGGCUGUGUUGGGUUACCCAGCAGCACCCACUACAUACCUAAACUUGUACAUGUAAGCACCAACAAGAUCCUAUACCACCUUUAAAGACUGGCAUUCCAGAGUCACUUGGAAAGAAACUGUUCUGAAGAAUUGGAUUAAGUACUUGAAUAAUUUGACUUGGAAAAAGUUCGCAGAGACCAGGUUGAAAGAUCAAUUGUUGCAGUCAAUUUUGGAUGACCAUUUUGGUCACUAACUGAGAAUGAUCCCAAUUCUGCUCCCAUUUUGAUUUUCUUUCCGUUAAGAAAAAAAAUGCUGAAAUACUUGUUCCAAUCCCCACCCCACCCCUUGCAUUUCAAGGAAAUGGAUUAUAUGUGUAGCUUGGUACAUUUUGCAUGGUUUUUGUAAAUGUGGUUUUAUUUCGUUAUUAUUCUACUUAUUCACUUAUAUUAUUCACUUAUAUGUGAAUCUUUUGUAGGUAAAAAAUUCAAUUCUUCUUUUCUUGUAAUAAACUGUCGUGAAAAACCGAAAUGUAUUUAAUUGAAGCUUUUUUCCUUUUUUUGAAAGUUCAAGUGACUUGCGAAGUCGUGUACUUAACAAUUAUACAGAAGCCAUAGAAAGUGCAUUGCAACAAUCUGCCUCAAUGUUUGGACACAAAAGAUACAAGCAUUGAAGCAUGCACCAUCUUGUCCUGUGUUGCAUUGAAAGAUCAGACACCAUCUUGUGUGCAUACCCCCCCCCCCCCCCCCUUCGCUUGUCACAACUUUACAAGAGUGACUUGGGUGCAGGAAUAUUUUGAGAUAGUUUCAAGGAAAUGUUUCAUAUGGGUAGCUCGGUAAAUUUUUGUGAAAAAAAAAAAUCAGUGAAUCAAUCCCUAAUGACUUUAUGUCCUAAAAUUAAAUAAUUAAAAGCAAAUAAAAUAAUUAGUAGAGUACAUCAUGUUAUCAGUAUUUUGCUUAUAUGUUUAAAUAACCACUAGUACAAGUAUUCUUUAUUUUAUGUUAUAUUGGCAAAGUGAAAAAUUAACUGAAAUAAAGAUCCAAUAUUACUUCAAACA